AUGGCAACGCAGCCAUAUAUUCCACCCCAAAUCGGGUGGUUGUAUGACCUGGUGCUCUGGACUUUCUCUGUUUUGAUUGAUCUUUUCUUCAGGGAGGUGCAUCCACGCGGUUCCUGGAAAGUACCGAGAAGAGGACCCUUGAUUAUCGUAGCUGCACCGCAUGCCAAUCAGUUUGUCGAUUCACUCAUUCUUAUGCGCGUCGCUCGAAGGGAAGUCGGCCGUCGCAUUUCCUGGCUCAUCGCGGAGAAAUCAUUUCGACGGAAAUUCAUCGGUCUUUUAUCAAGAGGAAUUGGCGCUGUCCCUGUGGCGCGAGCGAUGGACAGCAUGAAGCCUGGAGUUGGAUUAAUUUAUCUGCCCGACCCCAUUAAUGAGCCGACCUUACUGCGCGGAAUCGGCACCAAAUUUGAUGGACCUGGGUUCGAGCCGGAAGGCACCAUACACCUGCCAACAAUCAAUGGCAGUUCCUAUAGCGCAACCAUUGCCGAAAUUAGGGGGCCCGAGGAGCUUGUUUUAAAGAAACCAGUCAAAGAGAAAGACGCUCUGUAUCAAUUGACGGGGAGAACUGAUAUCACCGAUGAUGGAAAGUUCACUGCAACAGGUGCUGAGGCUGGAAACGCGGACUUUGAAGGCUCGAAAUUUAAGACAGCACCUCAUGUGGAUCAGAGCGCAGUUUACAAGGCCGUCUUCGGUAGACUUAGUCAUGGCGGAUGCAUUGGUAUAUUUCCUGAGGGUGGUAGUCAUGAUCGUCCAGAGUUGCUCCCUUUGAAAGCCGGUGUCGCAAUCAUGGCCCUUGGUUCUUUAGCCGAGAACCCGGAUUCAGGAUUGAAAAUCGUGCCGUGUGGAAUGAACUACUUCCAUGCACACAAGUUCCGGUCGAGAGCUGUUGUUGAGUUCGGUAAUCCGAUUGAAAUUCCUCGUGAGCUAGUCGAGAAGUAUAAGCGUGGCGAGAGGCGAGAAGCCGUUGGUGAGCUUCUGGAUACUAUCUAUCAUGCCCUCUUGGCUGUGACUGUGAAUGGACCUGAUUUUGAAACACUGAUGGCCGCUCAAUCUGCUCGCCGUUUGUAUAACACGAAGGGCAAAAAGCUGCCGCUGCCAAUGGUUAUCGAGCUGAAUCGGCGCCUUAUUAAGGGAUAUACCCACUUCAAGGACGAUCCUCGUAUCGUGCAACUGAAAAAGUCCGUCACAAACUACAACAAAGAACUUCGAUUACUUGGGCUUCGUGAUCAUCAGGUUGAAUAUGCCAAGUUCUCCAUUAUCAGGGUAGUUUCCACACUGAUAUACAGACUAAGCAAACUCACCCUGCUAGCCAUUGGAACACUGCCGGGUCUUAUUCUAUUUGCACCUGUCUUCGUCGCGACGAAACUGAUCUCCAAAAAGAAGUCCGAGGAGGCUUUGGCUGCGUCGACUGUGAAGCUUCAAGGACGAGACGUCAUGGCCACAUGGAAACUCCUUGUUGCAUUAGCAUUCGCACCCGCUGUGUAUGCAUUCUAUACUACGCUCUUCACGUACUGGACCUAUCGCAAUAGGAUCCAAGGAUAUGUUCCAGAAUGGGUUCCAUUGUGGGCUGUCAUUUUAUUGGGUGUUUUGCUAUUUCCCACAAUAACCUUUGCCGCUCUUCGCAUUGGGGAAAUUGGCAUGGAUAUCGUAAAAUCUCUCCGACCGCUUAUGCUCUCACUAAACCCUUCAUCUGCAAACACUCUUGUGAAACUCAGAAAAAGACGGGCUGAACUUUCGCACGAGUUGACAGAAGCUGUCAACACGCUUGGUCCUGAACUAUUCCCUGAUUUUGAUUCGACUCGUAUCGUCGCCGAUCCUUUCAAAGGGACCGGCAAUAAAGCUGACGGCGAAAACAAGUCAAGUGAUGAUCCUGUGACCAAAUACACGACGCAGGAACCGCUUCCACGGAAUGAGUCCUUCCACAAUCUGUCCAGCAUUGGAUUUUUCUCUACGCGGCCUGCCAGUCGCAGCCGAAGCCGCAGUACCACAGGUCCUCGCGUCUCUGGUUCUAUCCAGCCACUUAGUGAGAUUGACGGCAAAGGUCGACUAGACGAGGUCAGUAAACGCAUUCGGGGUGCAAUGAGAGAACGCGGUCAGCAACGUCGGCGACGUAGCGAAGACUUUGGCUGGGAAAAUGUCAGUGCGGGAUCUGUUACGCCCCCAGAAGAUGGAGAGAAAAAGAAUCUGUAG
This is a messenger RNA of Talaromyces atroroseus, 2187 nucleotides long. RefSeq names its product putative acyltransferase. Gene Ontology annotation, cellular component: endoplasmic reticulum membrane. The transcript has 4 exons. Gene Ontology annotation, molecular function: glycerol-3-phosphate O-acyltransferase activity; glycerone-phosphate O-acyltransferase activity. Gene Ontology annotation, biological process: phospholipid biosynthetic process. Bases 1 to 2187 code for a protein of 728 amino acids. NCBI's taxonomy places the organism in Eukaryota, Fungi, Ascomycota, Eurotiomycetes, Eurotiales, Trichocomaceae. The record is from RefSeq and is a predicted model, not a curated record.